UGUGCAUAAAAUACAUGUCUAACAGAAUGUUUGCUCAAACCGUACUAAGAUCAAUCUAAUUGAAAGUGAAAUCGUGCAGCGUACAAAGAUCUUAGUGGUUGUUUCAUUAAAAAAAGAAAAAAACAGGUAUCUCACUAAUUCACUUUCAUAGUGCGAAACACGCUGUUGAAUAUGGUCGACUGUAUACUGGCGCAUUACUAAAUGAGAAACGCUUUGUGUGCUUCUAGAAACAUCUCUGCGGAUCUGCACGAUGUCACUCGUCGUAAUUAUGGAGUGGUUACAUAGUGGGCGCUCUUCUUUACGUUUGGGGCACAAUGUUGCCACCACCACCUGUGGCGAUAUUUCCGCCUGCAGCCGCAAUGCUGUCCCGUGGCCCGCCGCAAUUUGCAACGCCAUAUCCGCCACCCAUUUUUUACUGGCCUUACCCUUCACCGCCGGUUAGCCCGACUAAUUAUUACACCCCCGCAAACGUCGGCGGUAUCGCACCCAUUCCUCAGCAAGCUGCUCUGUUAGCGCCAGCAGAAUGUCUGCAAUUAGCACCCGGGGCAACGACGCUGCCGACAACCACGACCACGGGACCUGACGCGCGUAUCGAGGCGUAUCUACCACGAGUGGAGUUGGAUAAACGCAUGACGGCGUUGCCUCCACCACAGACCGAUUGCAAUUCUUUCGUUGAGGUUUUCAUGGUUUGAUCAUCUCAGCGGAUCCUCUUGCCUGGCCCAGUUCCUUGCCUCCUAGACGCGAUCCCAAAUUGGUGAGAUGAGUGAUCGAUAUUUAGGACCAGCUAAAACGUGGAAUUGCGUGAUUCAAGGGAAAAAAGAUGAUUCAAGGGUAAUCCUUGAGAGAACGGUCCUCGUUGUUGUCUUUAUCGACGUCAAUGAGGCUUAACGAUAUUUUUUAUUUUUUGAACGCAUCGUACGUAGAUAUAGACAAGGCAAAGUGCAAAUGUAAAGGUGUAAUUUUUCUUCUACGCGUUUUUCCAAAGGAAAUCAUUUCUUUCGUAAAUUUUCGACGCGCCGCCAUAGCGGUGCGUUUCUUUCUAGUCUAGAGAUAGAUAGAAGCCGUUGUGGCGCGAUAUACAGCGGUGUCGUUUCUUUCUCGUCGUUUGUUCCGAAUUUUCCCUCUCUUGGAAUGAGACGAACCGUAUAUCACAUUCUCCUCCUUUUAAGAGUCAUGACACAGAAAAACGUAAGGCAAUAUGACAUAAGCAAUAAGCAAAUCAACCAAUUUGAAUAGACAUCUUACUCUUAUGGUAAUAAGCAAUAAUAGAGCCAAAAUGUUGAUUUGCUUACUGUUUACAUCUAAUUGCUUAAGUUUUUUGUUCAUCAUAAUCUUAAUUUUCCUCUCUUUUUUUUUUUAUGUAUUUUAUUCCUUUACUAUGUUACAUUCUUAUCAUUUCCCAUUGCAAUGACGGCAAUUGGAAACUUCGCGUACUUUUACCCGCGUCGAGUUGAAAAAGCUUGCGGGAAUAGAUAUAUAUGAGCAACCGAGUCGAACACGUCUCGGAUUAUAUACAAGAUAAACAAAUUACCCAUUAAAUAGAUUGUAAAUAAUACUUAUAUUUAUCGUUAUAAGCGAUUGUAUCGGACAAUAAAGAUGUAGUCCGUGCCGCGCAUUCGCUUUUGCAAUUAAAUGCGUCUUGAUUUGUAUCAGAUAUGCCAUGGUUGAUAUUUAGAAUCGACAUUACAUACGG
Atta colombica is the source of this 1693-nucleotide messenger RNA. Its product is annotated as pollen-specific leucine-rich repeat extensin-like protein 4. Bases 315 to 692 code for a protein of 125 amino acids. The record is from RefSeq and is a predicted model, not a curated record. The transcript is spliced from 3 exons. Lineage: Eukaryota; Metazoa; Arthropoda; Insecta; Hymenoptera; Formicidae.